This is a messenger RNA of Micropterus salmoides (largemouth bass), 7352 nucleotides long. It is a transcript of the gene cpne5a, whose product is annotated as copine Va. Gene Ontology annotation, cellular component: plasma membrane. Bases 1997 to 3796 code for a protein of 599 amino acids. Gene Ontology annotation, biological process: cellular response to calcium ion. NCBI's taxonomy places the organism in Eukaryota, Metazoa, Chordata, Actinopteri, Centrarchiformes, Centrarchidae. The transcript has 24 exons. Gene Ontology annotation, molecular function: calcium-dependent phospholipid binding. The record is from RefSeq and is a predicted model, not a curated record.
AGAAGUUCUUAUUAUGCAGCAGAAUGGCCCGUGUCUGUGAAAUAACCAGAAAUCCAGAUGUCAGAUUUAUUGAAAGUAUUUGGCAAAUGAUACAACAUCGUCAUGAUUCAUCGUGUGUAAUGUUGGUAUGAACACUGCCUGAGGGCGUCAGUAUGCUGCAACUGAAGUACGUGUUGGAUGGUCAAACAGCAUCGGAAACGCCUUCGCCCCACAUUCUGUCUGAGUUGACAUGUGGAGACUGGUGUGAAAAUAGCAAUACUGCAGAACACCAGUGAUGUUGGAGCCUGUACCCCAUCAUCUGACCUCCUCCCCCUGCUGAUGCUGAGGCCGGCUGCUGAUGCCGUAAUUACACUCCUGCCACAGCUACAGGAAGUGGGGCUGCCAUGGGUGGGAACUGUGGAGAGCCUCACAGCAGGCGGUGGGGAACGGUGCACUGAAGGGAGCUCAAAAUCAACCAACCAAGGGCCGCCACAGGGCCUAAUUACUGAGUGAACAUGGCUAAUGAUGGAUCUGCGCUCUGCUGGUGCUGUGUCCGAAAUAUGCAGCCCUCGUGGCCCACCUUAGAAGACGUGUGGCUGUAGCAGUGUGAUACUGCUGUGCAUAGACCUCCCACAGUGCUGCUCAGAAAUGAGAGAGUGACAGAUAGCCAGCAUGGACCUCAUGUGAAGUACAACAAGUAGGUGUCUGAGUAAUGUGCAUAUAUAGAGUAUGAUUUCAUAAAUUGAGGCGACUCCUUUUACCUUUGCGUAAAUAGAUGACUUGGAGAGGUUUUAUUGUCAGUUUCCAUGUGAGAGCAGGUUGCCUAUUCUCCACUGAUAACUGUGUGAAUGGUUUCGGGGGACAAGGGGAGUGAUUUGGAGUGAUUUCUUAAAAAGCGUUUCGCAAGAGAGAUGCAAUCACUCUGCACAGUGAUCCUCUUCUUACAGAUUUCCCGGUAGUUGGUUGCUGUGACUGAUGGCAGUCCGUCCCCCCCAACACACACACACGCACGCACGCACGCACACACACACACACAAUUCCACCUAGUUCCAACAGGAAAUCGAUGAAACGGAAAUGAGGUUCCCCUGGGAGAGCACAGCCUCCCAUAGAGUCUCAGGGAUGAAUAUACAGUAGGUGUGGAGGAGAAGCAAACAUCACUUUUUAUUGGCAUGAUAAGCGAGGAACGAGGCUGUGACUGAAGCUGCAGAAGUUGGAGGAGCUGUCCAGAUGCUGAAAGACCAUCAGGCAGCUUUUAAAUUAGCAAUAAGGGCCGGUGACUCUGGGGUAACUAAUGCAAUGUUAACGAUAGCUGAAAAUAAAUUAUUCAUCCAGUUGCGUUUGACGCAAAUGUUCGGCAUAUUGAUUUAAUUUGGUAGUUAAUUAGAGUAUUUUCACAUCUGCAUGGAGAUCCGCCCCGUUGGUUUCUUAAACAAAAACAACACGGCAUUUCACUUUUAAUAGAUUGUUCGAUUCAGUCAAAAUAUUUCAGCUAUUUUCAUCUGAUCUAAAAAUGAGACACAAACUACAGCCCAGUGUUACAUUGACGCCCCUCGGUGCUUAUUUAUUUUCUAAUUUUCUAGUUAAAGGUUCUUAAAAAACAAUUUGGAGCACAAUCACGAUCCGUUCAGCCAUGGAUCAAUAGCUUGGAUCUGCAACGAGUGUCAGUCGCAGCCCCGCAUGUAGGAAAAUGCAGACAGGAGGGGUGGAGUUCACAGCUUUUACUUUUCAAACACUGCUCUGGCAGAAGAGCUCAUUCUUUGCCUGGGAAACGGCGGAGUUGGCGCUGAUGCGUCCUGGCAUGUGAUCCCGACUUCAGUCAAAUCAGUCGCAUCACUGCUGCAGCCUGCCAUUAAACUUUCCAUGCUGCUGGCCGUCCAAUGGACAGCACUUAGGAGGUUUUCCCGGACCGUACCCGCUCCUGCUCGCUCGUCAGCUGCCCACCGGCUCCCCACCGUCGACUCUCCAGGUUCAGAGAGACUCACGCAACCCGGGGAGCUGGCCUGGGUCUCCUGUGCGCAUGGAGGGAGACGUGAUGGACAAAGUGGAGGCCACGGCAACGGUCUGUGACUUCGACCCAAUGAGUGGGAGCAUUCCGGCCACCAAAGUGGAGAUCACCGUGUCGUGCAGGAAUCUCUUGGACCGAGACACUUUCUCCAAAUCCGACCCAUUGGUUGUGUUGUACACACAGGGCGUGGAGACCAAGCAGUGGAGAGAGAUAUCUAAGGCAGCCCAGCCAGUCUUUGUGAACAUAAAACAGUGUUUUCAAAAGCUGAAACCCACUGAAGUCAGAAAGUUCGGGAGAACAGAGGUGAUAGACAACACGCUAAACCCGGACUUUGUCAGGAAGUACAUCCUGGACUACUUCUUUGAGGAGAAGCAGAACCUGCGCUUUGACGUGUAUGAUAUCGAUUCUAAAAGUCCAGAUCUGGCAAAGCAUGCAACCGACCUUAACGACUUCCUGGGACAGGUCUACUGUACACUGGGAGAGAUUGUGGGCUCACCGGCCAGUCGCCUGGAGAAACCUCUAGGUGGCAUACCUGGGAAGAAAUGUGGGACCAUCAUCUUGUCCGCUGAGGAGCUGGGAAACUGCAGAGAUUACGCCACCAUGCAAUUCUGUGCCAACAAACUGGAUAAAAAGGACUUCUUUGGAAAGUCAGACCCCUUCAUGGUCUUCUACAGAAGCAACGAGGAUGGCACGUUCACCAUCUGCCACAAGACUGAAGUGGUGAAGAACACGCUGAACCCUGUGUGGCAGCCCUUCUCCAUCCCUGUCAGAGCGCUUUGCAACGGAGACUAUGACAGGACAAUCAAGGUGGAGGUGUAUGACUGGGACAGAGACGGGAGCCACGAUUUCAUCGGUGAAUUCAUCAGCAGCUACAAAGACCUGUGUCGCGGCCAGAGCCAGUUAAAUGUCUACGAGGUGGUGAAUGCCAAGAAGAAAAUAAAGAAAAAGAGAUACAUCAACUCCGGGACGGUGUCCUUGUUGUCAUUCAAUGUGGAGUCAGAGCACACCUUCCUGGAUUACAUCAAAGGAGGGACUCAGAUUCACUUCACAGUGGCCAUUGAUUUCACUGCAUCAAAUGGAAAUCCGUCCCAGUCCACUUCACUGCACUACAUGAACCCGUACCAGAUGAAUGCCUAUGCCAUGGCCCUGAAGGCUGUGGGAGAGAUCAUUCAGGACUACGACAGUGAUAAGAUGUUCCCUGCGCUGGGAUUUGGUGCUAAGCUUCCCCCUGAUGGGAGGGUCUCCCAUGAGUUCCCUCUGAAUGGCAACAUUGACAACCCAUACUGUAACGGCAUGGAGGGGAUUCUCGAAGCUUACCAUCAAAGCCUUAAGACGGUUCAGCUGUAUGGACCCACCAACUUUGCUCCUGUUGUGAAUCAUGUGGCAAGUUAUGCAGCAGCAGUACAGGACGGAUCUCAGUACUUUGUUCUGCUCAUCAUCACUGAUGGCGUCAUAUCAGACAUGGCUCAGACCAAGGAGGCUAUAGUGAAUGCUGCUAAACUCCCCAUGUCUAUCAUCAUUGUUGGAGUUGGUCAAGCUGAGUUUGAUGCCAUGGUUGAGCUGGAUGGUGACGACAUCAGGAUUUCCUCGCGGGGGAAGUUGGCAGAGAGAGACAUUGUACAGUUUGUCCCAUUCAGAGACUACAUGGACCGCACAGGCAACCAUGUGCUGAGUAUGGCGCGGCUGGCUAAAGACGUAUUGGCCGAGAUCCCUGACCAGCUGAUCUCCUACAUGAAAAGCAGAGGAAUUAAACCUAACCCCGUCCCACCGGCUUACUCGCCCUGCAACGACCCCCAAACCAACCCCGUCUGAACCCCACACCCAGUUCUACGUUGUGGUGGGGCAGGGGCAGGAUUGAUGGGAACCACAACGGCCCUUUGUGAAAAUGGAAACGCAUUCGAGGCCCUUUCGUAAAUAUUAAUCUGGCUAAACAAAAAGAUGAUGAGACUCCAUUUUGUUCUGGAGCAAUAAGACUGCUUUGGGGGAACCUGCUGAUGAUCAGGGAGUUUUUUUUUCUCUCUGAGUUCCUGAGGAUGAGAGCGCUGAGAGGAGCCCGGUGUAAAAGGAAGGUUUUAGUUGUUUGCUGUCAGACCUGUCAAAGUGGUGAUGUAAUGGAUAGCAAGUAAACCUGUAGAGAGAGCCUGUUUGAAGGCAUAAAUAUAAUGGAAUGUGUGUGUAUCAUGUUUAUGAUACCUUUUGGAAUCAAUGUGUAUUAAACUAGGAAAUCAUGUGUAUACUAAUUUAUUUAUUUAUUUAUUGCAGAAAUAAUUUAUUUCUUUGAGUAGGUUUUAAAGGAUGGGGAUUAAAGUCAUAUUUUCCUGUAGUUUUCCAUCUUAUAUUUUGUGACCAGUGUAAUAAAAAAAUUAUAAUUUCUACUUUGAUAAGGACUGUAAUAUAAAAAGCAUGUGAUAAAGUCUAUUCAGCAGUUUAUGAAUCAUUUUGACUGAUGGAUAAUUUUUGCAAGUUGUUAUGUAGAGAACCUGCUGUGAGCUGUUGCCAUACUGAUUUUCCAGCACCAUGUCUUAUACGUAUUUCUAAUAUUUAUAUUAACAGAAUGCACUAAUUACUGUCAAAAUAAAAAGCACAAAGGUUAUAAUAUUAUGCUGAAAACCAUUGUUUUGAAAGAACGAACAGCUACCACAAUGAAAAUAAUGGAAAGGACACCACAUAUGUUUUCAACAUGGCCUUAACAUCCGCCAUCAUUUUAAACAGGAUGACAACAGGAAGAAUGUUAUAAAUAAAGUUAUAUAUUAAAUUUAAAUUUAUCAUAAAAACUGCGUGUUUACAUAAAAAUAGAUGAAUAAUUAAAAGCACAUUCUUGCCCCAUGUUUUUCCAUUAUACUUGUUGUGGUUAGAUGUUACUUGUCAAGGAUUUUGCUCGGUAAUUUUAAAGGACCCUACAAAUAAACUUUUGAAAGACUGACGUCAACUAAUACCCACUUUUCCCCAGAUUGAAAACUUAACAAAUCUAUGAGAUCAAAUCUGAGUAUGAGAUAUUUGGGUUUGGAUUUUCUUUGUUUUUAAUGAUCUAAAGAAAACUACAAGAAAACAAAAACAACUUUUUAUGUGUGCAAUGUGUUGACUGCGUUUUGCUCUCCUUCAAAUGAACUGAGCCUAUUAUAUAAGAAAACAUUGGGAUACCUAAGAUACAAUUUCACGUUUUACGAUUUCAUUCUAGCCAGUUGUUGAAAUUUUCACAUUUGCUCCCUGCAUUUUCAUUUAAGUGUCUGUGUACUUAAAAAAAAGUUACAUUCAUUGUGACCCAGUUGUGCACAUCCUAAGUCCUAAUCGAUUCAUAAUACCCAUUAUUUUCAUUAGUAUCUCUCAGUCACUCAAUAUCUCGUUCCAAAUGUGCCUAUUAUAUAGAAACAUAUCCAAAUUCAGUUACCCAGGUGUACCCGUCAGCAGCAGCAGGUCUCAUGUUAAAGACGUACACAGAAAAUGUUGGUGAUCAUAAAACUGUUGCAAGAUUAUGACUAUUACAGCUGCAGUGGCUGAUGCACACUCUCUCAACCAGUGUCCUGUACUUUUUAUACUUACAGCUCUUCACUAAUGAUCUUUGAAAUAAUGAAGGGUAACAGUGUCGUUGAGCCUUGUUGUACAAUAUUCAAAGUCAAGACUUGUUUACACUUCAACUGUGGCUAUUAACGUUGCCUCAAGGAAAAAGUAAACAUUCAUGGGUUUCAUUAAGAAAUUAGUUUAUCUUUGAUCUGUUGUGUUUGUGCUUUAAUCAGUCUUUGUGCUUAGAGAGUUUCAUCGCAUGACACCAGAGCGCUAAUGUUUACAAAGACUUGUCCUGUUGUUCUCUGACAAUGUGAAGCUCUGAUUUCUCACCAUACUUAUAUUUUGUUUCCUUUUAUUGAGCAAAUGUGUUUACGUAAUUCAAGUUGUUUUACAAUCUUUGUUAGCCGUUCUUUAGAUGUUCUUUGACUCCCACUGCUUUAGUGCUCUCAGAGAGAAGGUAGAGUCUGAUGAAUCUGCAGAAACUCUGUCCAGAGGCAGUGAACUCCUUCUGUCACAGGCCCAGAUCCAUAUUUGGCUUUAUCUUUUUUUAAUUUCUUUUUCAUAAGUGAUGACAUUUCUCCCUCAGAAGACAAAGCAGUGUUUAAUCUACUGCCAAAUUCAUCAGAAAUGAAAUGAGGCCAUUAAGUUUGGUUACAUAACACACAUAAAUACCAGAAUACCUCUACAGAAAGCCAGUCAAGCCAAAAGGAAAUAAUAUACAUUAAACAUAUUUGUUAUGAAACAUAUAUGAAUUACUAACUUAAAUAUCUGAUUUGUUUUCUUUACAAGAAAACCCUUUAAAUUCUACUUUUCCAAGUGAUUUGUUAUUAUUUUAUUAUUUUCCUUUGAAAAACAAUCACAAGGUAAUCAUUAUUCAUAGAAAAUGGAUUAGGAAAAGUACAUAAUUUGGCAUGGCAGGCAUGUUAAGUCAGCAUCAGCAUGCAGCUCAUGUACCACGAGUGUGAUUGCAAAUACAUGUUAGAAGAGCUGGAGAACUGAAAAUGUUAAGUGAUGUUGGGACCGUAUGUUGUGUUCACGUUUCAAACAUUUUAUGUAAUACUAAUGUAUACUAAACUAGUAUCAGUUAGAGUAGGAUUAAAUGGCUUUUGGCUGUUCUACUAAGAUUAUAUUAUUAUAACAAGCUAUUCUCUUUUUUUCCCCUGAGGCCUAUUACCUCUGUGAGAUUUCCUCCACUGGGAAAUAAAAAAACUACUACCAUUAGUAGUAAACAAAUAAUCAAUAAAUAUGAAAUGAGCACAGUAAUGACACUUAUGCAAUCGUAAGACAUUAAAUUAUUAAGAGAUAUAUUUUGCAGUCAGAAAGAUGUCUUUCCAACAACACAAUUAUUUAUUUUCUCUCUGGAAAUGGCUUUAAUUAUCCCUUCGUUCUGAAUUUUCUUUGAGGCUGAAUCCUAAUUAUGUACAUAAGCCCCAUAUAAAGAAUAUUCAGUGCCAAAAUGUGUUCAGUUUUGAACUUGGCCUCUUUAGACACUUUAGACAAUGUGCAUGUUUGUGCCAAAAUGGCAGAACAUUUGGUAGUCUUAUCUUCAUUUCACCAGAUAAGUGCAUCAGCCGUGUGCUUCAUUUGUUUCUUCAGAUGUUAUUUAGAGAUAACAGCCACCUCUAGCAUGUUGCAUCUCUGGUUUCUAUUCAUCCUGUUCCUAUAAGACACACACUGUAUGGGUUAUUCUUGCCACUACUCCUGUUUUAUCCCAGGUUGUUUACAUACCUCUCUUGGUCUCUGACUUGCAUGCUGAAUAAUUUCCAAACCAGGUGUUGGACAUGAUAUUGUCGUCAUACUGUGGUUUGUGAAAUGCUUUGUAAUGGAUUGCCUUAACUGAAGAUUAAUAAAAUAUUGACAACUU